CUUCAACUUCAAUCUUAGCCACAAUUCAAAUAUUCAGAACUCGGAUGGCCCACUAGUACGCAUGCGAGCCGCUCCUCUUAACCUACUACGAUAUAUAGUUAUCGCCGGUAUAGUUCCUUCAGUUCCCUUCAACUCAUAUAUAGCGGAACUAGCUGGAUCUGAUACUUGCGCUGGCAAAGCCAGAAUUCGGGCCAUUAACACCUGUCAACACAGAAAAAUACUUGUACGCUCAUCAAUUUGAAGGCCUGUUACGAUGAUUCUUCCCAUAUGGAAGGGAUAGUACGCCGUCAGCUGCCUUGUUGACCUAAUCUUCCAAGAAAUAGGCACGAGAUGUGCAGUGCCUGUCGCGAUUGAUAUCAAUACCCUUCCUCGACAUCCACUCAUUCUCAACUCGACUUUGUUUGCAUAUACAGUCCUUUUCCAGGCUUAACCUUAUGGUUCGAAAAUUAUCAUUUGGGCGUGUCUUCUCGAGAUCGAGGGAUACCGACCAACCUCCAACACCCCCUCAUAAGUCACCACCACUUUCUCCGAUCAGCAUUGCCUUGCCUCUCUCCAAAGGCAGCAAGUUCAAGGAGGAAGCUGUUUCUGCCAUCUUCACAACUACCGCCCCUACAGAGAGUGUUUCAGGCUCAGUCAAGUCGCAUGCCACCUCAAAGCUUCAGAAACGGCCUCACAGGGUUAUCCCAACUGCAUCCCCUACAUCCCCCAUGUCUCUACAUGAAUUCUCCCCGAUAUCUUCCACGGCUAGUUCAGCAGCUUCAUUCGAGUUUCUGUCCCCACUCUCCACGAUUCAACAACGUCUUCCUUCUGGCGUGACUUCAUUCUGCCCAGCCACGCAUCCUGCCGAGUCUUUUACAGAAGACUACCGUCUUCAGAUCCCACUCCACCAAAAUCCCUACCUCACCGUCCUCGAAAAGAUUUCCCCUGAACAAUUUAUGCGUUGCCUUCACCUCCUUCGCACGUCCCUUCCCACUAACCUCGAUGCGGUGCGUGAUAUAAUGCCAAAGCCCAACGGAUUCGUGCACACCGUGCUUGAGGCGUACAAUAAUCAUCGUGCGCUCAUCCUCCGCCCGGACGACGUUUGGACUGCGAUCCUCAUACAAUUCAGUUUCUUCGUGAACGCAAAUGCAGAGCAACUCCGUGCGCACUUCGCAGUUCACGAUGGUUUGGAGGAGCUUGUCAUCAUUGGCGAUGGAAAUCGUCACACGGCAGAUUCUGCACUCAUGGCGCGCCAGAUGUUGGAGCUUAUGCACACGCGCGUAGUGGAUCCGAUGUUGAGGGACUGGAUUAUGCCUGAAUUUUCAACGACGACGGAUGUAGACCGGACAGUGUAUGCGAUGUCGAUGUUAGGGACGAUGAAAGAAUAUUUUCGUUGCAAGUUUGUACUACGCUGUGGGAUACCACUUGUGACCCUCCUCGGAGAGAGACAUGACUGGGAGGCAAUUCUUGGACGGCUAGAGCGAUUGAAACUGUACAGCAUAGAAACGAUAGCAUGGUAUCACCUUCUGCGCCCCAUCAUCUCUCGAUUCAUAGCCGCCUUCGAGGCACCGUCCAGCCCUGAAAACCUCGAUUUCUGGUCCAAAGUCGCGCACUACGAGGGAGGCGGGAGCGGGCCCACCUACCUCUCAGGUUGGGUCACCGCAUUUUGCGUAUUUAACGAGCAAGGCAUAUGGCAGGGUCCCCCGCUAAACGCUGAGCGCAUGCGGGAAGACUCGCCAAAGAAACUGCUUCGUCCUGUGGAUCCUCGGGUGCUGAGUUCAGCCCAGUUUGCUGCGGUGUACACUUUUCGCGGAGCGUGGCGUCCUUUCCUGGUGCUUGACGGGAUGCCGUAUCCAAUGAUCGAUGAUGAAUGCGUACCGUGCGGAUACGCUCAUCUCGACGUCAAGCUGGAUGAUAAUGGACAGUUGUUCAAUACGGUCAUUGUUGCUGGCACAGUUGGUGCACAGAUCUGUUCAAAUGAUAAAUCGGAGCUGUUUAAGAAUGGGAUGCGGGACAGCGUAAGGCCAGUGGUGGGAUAUUGGUAUUUUAUCACCGGGGCAUGGUGAUUAUAGUGUGGUCCUGAAAAUGCGCCAUACGAGAGAUGUAUCUUAUCUUACGUGGAUGUCGAUUAUGCUCACUUGUCAUAUAGGCACAUUGAGCUAAUCCUCCUGCGUCAGAGUCUGGCACGCUCACAAACAACAUUUGGUUCACGCAAGGAUGGACCGUUCAGGAGUUUCUCGCUCCUAAAAUUGUACUCUUCUACCAGGCAGACUAGACCCUAUAUCUUGACUGCCGCUU
Molecule: messenger RNA, 2277 nt
Organism: Suillus bovinus
Lineage: Eukaryota; Fungi; Basidiomycota; Agaricomycetes; Boletales; Suillaceae
Exons: 4
Coding region: 435-2045 (536 amino acids)
Source: RefSeq, a predicted model, not a curated record